Messenger RNA from Rodentolepis nana, 3036 nucleotides. The record is from the annotation of a GenBank genome assembly. Lineage: Eukaryota; Metazoa; Platyhelminthes; Cestoda; Cyclophyllidea; Hymenolepididae.
AUGGAUUUGACACAAAUCCUUUUGGCAGCCUCGAGUCCAGACCUGCAGCUGGUACAGAGUGCAAAUAUUCAUCUUGAUGAACUAUCCAAAUCGGAUCCUCUUUUUUUGUCAAAACUUACGUCAGCUAUUUUUGAGCAGAGUGACUUGCUUACCCCAUCAGCACUUCUCUUUGCGAUUAUUCAUUUGAAAAAUCUUGUCAAAAAGUGGUCUAAAUUUGAUAUAAACCAACAGGAGUAUAUCACGUCUACAAUACUCCAUCAUCUGCGACAAAAUCCUUCCCCUAAUCAAUUCAUUUCUGAAAUUAUAGGUAUGGUAUUUCGUCAGGAAUGGGGAAGAGAAUGGCCAGAGAAAAUCUGGUUGACUAUCAUUCAAUCGGAAGCUUGGACGCCACUUCGACGCUGCAUUCAACGUUCUGCACACCUGCGGCUUCCGAUGCGUAGAAAGAUUCUUGGUGCUCAAGUAGCUGAUGUCCUCCCUCAUUUAAUCUCUCAUUGGGUUAAUUCAAAUAAUUCUGAACUUCUUCAUACAAUUUACACUUGCGUAGCUGUGAUUGAUAGUUCCGUUGUGACUGAGAUCAUGUCUUCAAAUUCCUCAGUUUUUGGUGAAUUGAUAAAUAGUGCUCUAACAAGUCUCACCUCUCCUGAAUGCAAAGACCGCAAGCGUCUGGCAAAGUUGCUUCAUGCCUUGUUUUGCCUCCUUCCUAUUGAUUUACGAACUCCUUGUGUCGUAUCUCUUCUCAAUUCUAUGACAACGGUGAUUGCGAAUGACUUAGCAGACCGUAAAACUGUUUUCUGGGGCCUAGCAACUAUUUUUAAUAUCACUUCUGCUACCUUUCGAGAUGAUGGGUGGAGAUCCACUUAUCCCGCUUUUCCUUAUCUCAACCAGCAUGCCAAAGAACUCGUAUUUAAUUGGUAUAUGUCCCCUAGUAGCAAGAUUCCUCAACAUUGUAACGCAGUUAGUUUGUUACUAGCUUUAAUGCGUGCCUGGAUGCCUUUGAGUGAAUCCCAAAUGGAGGCUCUUUAUUCUGAACCAGAGGCUUGUUAUUCAACUGGAGGUGUCUUUUGCAACGAUACGGUGGCGGGUGAGUCUAGCAAUGUAUUCUUUGCUGAAGCUUUCUGGAACACUAAAUCUUCCUCCACCAUUGCAAAUGCUGACUUCAUUCCUAUUCACCCCGAAACUGUACCUCUAUUGCGUCAAUUGGCGGAAUCAACUUUCCAACUACUUGCAAAACAUUUAAGCAGCCAUUUAGUAGGAGUGCUGUCCUCAGCAAUUGAAGAAUUAAUAACCACUGGAGAAGUAGCCUUGAAGGAGGUGGGGAUGAGGUCCCUUCAAUUCCUCCUGCAAAUCGAUUCUGUUCAAUGGUGCAGCCAUGUGGAUACUAUACUCUCAAUAACAUCCUCUAGUGGGCCAAAUAUUGAACCGCUUAUUCAAGGAAGACGAAUGGCUCUUCUUGUUCGCAGGGCUCUCAUCUCCACCAGUUCUUCAGAUGAACUCAAACGCAACUGUUCUGUGGCACUGAUUGAAUUGGCUUCGUGUCUGAGUAUUUCAUGUGAGAACAAAAAACGUGGAAUUGUCCUCCAAUUAGCCACGGCAUGCAGUCUCGUCUGGUUCCUCGAGAAUCCCUCUUUCCCUCCCGAUAUUCUCUCAAAUCCCCUCGAUCCAACUCUCGCCAAUAUCCUUGCUUCCUUUGCUAAUCUCGCCAAGAAUGUAGAAGAAGAUGAAACAAAAGUUCUAAUCUUGAGGUAUCUUCAAUGUGUAUUUGAAAAUGGUAAUAUUGAAUCAAAUUUUGGUUCGUUCAUCCGAACUCUUCAGGACAUUUGGCAGAUGGCGGAGGGCGGUUUACAGCUGCGCGCAAGCCUAAUAGACCUCGUAACGACAGUCAUGAGUGCUCUAAAUUCUGAGUCCGCUUCUCCCGAGGUCACUUCAGCGUCUGAGGAGCUGACACGCGUUGCCGUUACCUCGUUUAUUAUCCCAGAUCUAACACGUUUCAUUAAAUUGGGCGAUAAAGACGAUGCGGAUAUGCUUGUUGAUUCCUGUCUCCCUUUGUGGCGGGCUCUUGUCACUGGUGGUGGAGCCCGCUGGUCAUCUACUUUGGAACAACUAAUGCCCCUAUUGACCGAUAUGCAUGGUGGUGACGUUGAUGAAACUCUGUACGCACGAGUUAAAACAGUUGAUCAAGCAGAGAUUUUCUUCGAAAUCGCUGACGCAUGUUUACGUUUGGCCUCAUCCCCGAAUUUCUUGUCAUUGUGGACGGAGGCAUUCUGGUCCCCUGUAUUAAGAGGCCUGAUUACACCCGACAAGCUGGAAGCCGCAUUUUCAUCCCUCUAUCCCGCCCGACUCCCCUCUGACAAAUCGCUUCUAAAGUUACUUGCUACGUGGUGUAGCCAAAUCAUUCGGCAUAAUGUGGACUUUCCUCCAAGUAUUUGUGGACUCUUGAUUCUCAACAGUCGAACUUGCUUGCUCUCCAACCCGGUGGAAAUUGAGGGCUCUAAACUCUUCUGCGAUCAAAUGCGACUGCUCUGUCUUGCUCAAUUGGCUGCUUCUCCCAAUAGAUGGCACUUUUUGAUGAAGCUUUUAGCCUGCGUUGAAGGCAACGUAUCUCCUGAUCAAACUUUCAGCCAGGUCUGCCUCGGUCUCUCGAAAGAUGACCAUCCAAUUCCAGCUGGCAAUCAGCAACAGACCCUACUAGCCCUUCUGGAGCGUUUGAUGGAAAGAGUGGAUUCUCUUUCUAAUCGUCUGCAUCGGCGGUGCUAUGUACUUGCUGCGGUGUUUUGUUUAAAGCACUUGGCAUCCUCGGAGCAUCUAUUUAAAGAGGUCUCUGAAUCGGUCAUAAGCCUUUGUGUACAGGCCCUUUUCGAAACUGAUGAAAAUCCAACGAAUUCUACUGAAGCGGAUUCCUGGGUCGCUCCAUCGACACUGGCUAGUCCAAAACAGUUGAAGGCGUCGCUAGUUUCCCUUCUUGGGAACUUGGUUGAUACAUUAUCAGCUAAUGUGGAUCCAGCUGUUUGGUCCCAAUUUAUUCAAAAGAUUGCUUAA